GACUACAAACUGUCUCACCGCUGGUUCUCCAUAGAGAAAAAGGAGGAUUGCGGAAGUGUGCGUUACGUUUGAGGUUCUGUGUGGUUCUCACUUCCUGUACAAGGGGUAGUUGGAUGCGUUUGCUGUUCCCCUACUUGUUCACAUGAAACCGGAGUAUCAAAAAACAGAGCGGCAGUGAUUUUUGAAGAGACUGAAGAAAGACGCCGGAUUAGGCUACUGUACACACUCUCCUGUUGGCAAAUAUGUAAAUGCUGUGACAAUAAAUGUCUGUUUGCGGUCUGUCCGUCCGUAUGGAAGAAUUACUCAUCCGUGGGCUGGGAGUGUGAAUUCAUUGUGGGUCAUUAAAUGCGUUCGCAUGCAGAUAGGGACUACAUCAAAAGGUGCUGCUCAUCGUUUUAGCAGCGGCAUUUGCAGAUCUAAACACUCCGUUGUGUCGUGUUUGAGGACUACAGUACCGCCCGAGCCAGCAUGGAGAAACGCCGCAAAUUCUGUUUUUCUUUGGCUCUGAUCUUGCAGUGUUUUAAAUGGAGCUCUUCUUUUAACUUGGAUAUCGACAAUCCAUCAGUUUAUUCUGGUCCUCGGGGAAGCUAUUUUGGAUUUUCCGUUGAUUUCUUCAAACCUGACCAAACACAGUUAAAUGUUCUAAUUGGGGCGCCGAAAGCCAACACAUCUGUUUCGGCUGUGGUAGAGAGGGGAGCGGUAUACAGCUGUCCUUGGCAAACAAGCACUGCUUGUCAGCAAAUACAGUUUGACAACACAGAUGACCGAAGGAACGCCAAUGGCAUCCCAAUGGAGUUCAAGUCCAACCAGUGGUUUGGGGCUUCGGUCCGGUCUGUGGGGGAUAACAUACUGGCUUGCGCACCUCUUUACCAGUGGAGCACGUUCGGGUUGAUGGAGAGAGAACCCGUUGGGACGUGCUAUCUCAAGAAGGGGGGGAAGAUAGUGGAAUAUUCCCCCUGUCGCACAGCCUCCAGCACACCAGAAGGACAAGGCUUCUGUCAAGCAGGAUUCAGUAUUGAUUUUGUGAAGAAUAACAGAGUUGUUAUUGGAGGACCUGGCAGCUUUUACUGGCAAGGGCAACUGAUCUCUGACGAUGUUUCCGAAAUCAUAAGCAAGUACAAAAAUGAAUUCUUGAUCACCUAUGGCAACCAGAUGGCAACCAAGUCAGCCAGCGCUCAGUAUGAUGACAGCUACCUAGGUUACUCGGUGACUGUUGGUGACUUGAAUGGCGAUGGAGAAGAUGAUUUUAUCACAGGAGUUCCCAGAGGGGAAAAGGCCCUUGGCUAUGUUAACGUUUUCAAUGGGAAAAACAUGGAGUCCGUGGUCAACUUCACUGGAGUGCAGAUGGCUGCCUAUUUUGGUCAUUCUGUGGCUGCGACCGACAUCAAUAAGAAUGGAAUUGUAGAUUUGUUUGUGGGUGCGCCCCUCUUCAUGGAUCGCGAAUCGAACGGCAAGCUGCGGGAGGUGGGCCAGGUGUACGUCUACCUGGGGAAGGGGGGCUUUACUUUCGACGACCCCCUGAAGCUGACGGGCUCGGAUAUCUACUCGCGUUUUGGCAGCUCCAUCGCCCCUCUGGGAGACCUGGACAUGGACGGCUUCAACGACAUCGCCAUCGCUGCCCCCUACGGUGGCCCAGACCACAAGGGCCUGGUGUACAUCUACAACGGGAGGCCCGGUGGGCCCGACCCGGCACCGUCCCAGGUUCUGGAGGGGAAGUGGGCCUCCACCUCCAUGCCCCCCAGCUUUGGCUACUCCAUGCACGGGGCCACCGACAUCGACCUCAACGGGUACCCAGACCUGAUCGUCGGCGUCUUCGGGGCGGACAAAGCCGUUCUCUACAGGGCACGCCCGGUCAUCAGCGUGAACGCGACCUUGGAGAUCACCCCCCAGAUCCUGAACCCGGAGGACCGCAGCUGCACCCUGCCUGGGACCUCCACGACCGUGUCAUGCUUUAAAGUGAAAUACUGCCUACAGGCCCGAGGAAAAGGAAGCCCUUCCUCACUGCUCUUCCAGGUGGAGCUGGUGCUGGACAGACUCAAACACAAGGGGGCGAUAAAGAGAGUGCUGUUCCUACACAGCAGGAUGUCCCAGUACUCCAAGAACAUGACGGUGACCAACAGCAAAGGGCCGGCAUGCGAGGAGCUGGAGGCCUUCCUGAUAGACGACUCAGAGUUCAGGGAUAAGAUCACGCCCAUCACCAUCUUCAUGGAGUACAGCCUGGACUACAAAAAGGCUGCAGACAACACCGGCCUCCUGCCCAUCCUGGAUCAGUUCACACCCGCCAACGUGUCCAAGCAGGCACACAUCUUGCUGGACUGUGGGGAUGACAACAUCUGUAAGCCCGACCUGAGGCUGUCGGUGGUGAGCGACCAGAGGCAGAUCUACAUCGGCGACGACAACCCGCUGACGCUGGAGGUGACGGCGGAGAACAGCGGGGAGGGCGCGUACGAGGCGGAGCUCUACGUCACUCUGCCCCCGCAGGCAGACUUCAUCGGGGUGGUGCGCAACAGCGAGACUUUUUCCAGACUUUCGUGUGCCUACAAAAGGGAGAACCAGACGCGGGUCGUGGUCUGUGACCUGGGGAACCCCAUGAAAGGAGGAACAAAGCUGCUGGCUGGGCUGCGCUUCAGCGUGCACCAGCUGUCAGAACAGGAUACCUCCGUCAAGUUCGACCUGCAGAUCCAAAGUUCCAACCAGUUUAACAACACGAGCAAUUUGGUGUCCAGCAUCACGAAGCUUGCAGUUUUAGCCAAGGUGGAAAUUCGAGGUGCUUCCACCCCAGACCAAGUGUUUAUCCCCAUCCCAAACUGGAUGCCCAAAGAGAUCCCUGUUGUGGAGGAUGACAUCGGCCCCCUGGUUCAGCACAUCUACGAGCUCCGCAAUAACGGGCCGAGCACAUUCAGCAAGGCCGUGAUGGACAUCGAGUGGCCAUACAAGUUCAACAACGGCUCCCUCCUCUACAUCACCCAGUACGAGGUGGACGGGCCCAUGAACUGCAGCACAGACAUGGAGAUCAACCCCCUCAACGUCUCGAAUCCCAAGGCGGGCGGGAGGAACACCACAACGCAGAGCGGGGACCGGAACGAGGGCGGACCGCGCAGCCACGUACACCGCCGAGACCUGGAGGGGAAGCAGAUGGAGGGGGACCUGGAGAUCCUGGACUGCGCCAAAGCUGAGUGCCUCAAGAUCAAGUGUCAGGUGGGACGCCUGGAGAGGGGCAAGAUUGCCAUCCUGUACAUCCGAUCCCGCCUGGGCGUGGCUACCUUCCUCCAGGCCAACAGCCAGAACCACUCGUACAUAGUGAGGUCCACCGCCUCCUUCAGCGUCAUAGAAAUGCCCUAUAAAAGCCUGGUGUCUGAGCUUCCCUCCAACUCCACAGUGGUCAACACGGCCGUGAUCUGGAACGCGGACACCAAGCAGCCGGUCCCGGGGUGGGUGAUCGCCCUGGCCGUCCUGGCAGGGCUCCUCCUCCUGGCCCUGCUCAUCUUCAUCAUGUACAAGCUGGGCUUCUUCAACCGAGUGCGCCCCCCUCAGGACAGUACAGAGAAAGAGCAGCUCCAGCCACAGGAGAAUGGUGAUGGUAACCCAGAGGCCUGAGACCCGAGGCUGGGGGGGGAGGGGGGAGGUUGGGGGCGGCGUAGGGCGAGGAGUAGCCAAACCAUUUCAGUACCAUGCCACAGGGGCGACGCCCACUUCCACCCCCCAUCUCCCUGCAUGAGGAUGAACGAUCAAGCCAACGCAAAAAGGCUCACCUACACCUUGUCGCUUUUAAACCCUGGAGUCAAAGACCAAGAUGAUGACCGAGAGAUGGAUUUCUAAAAAAAAAAGAGCUGGUGCAGUAAGCCAAAUUCACACUUCCUUUGAACGAUCUUGUGGCGUGUGAAACCAUGUGGUACUGACCAAAGUGGCGAUCAGAACUGAAAAAUCGUGAUCGAGCACUUCCACGUAAUCCUCGUAUGAGGUCACCGGCUCAGUGAGGACCCCUGUCCUCUGCUACCAGAGUCCUUCCUGCUGGCUUCUUCUAUGCAUCUUAGUGCACUGAAAAUGUUUUAUAGUUCUCUGUUACCAGUUAAUUAAUGCAAAUACGAGAGGCACCAGCAUAACAGGCUGCGUUCAUGCGGCUAGUUGAAUAAAUACUGAAACGUCAUAACAU
Molecule: messenger RNA, 4153 nt
Organism: Megalops cyprinoides (Indo-Pacific tarpon)
Lineage: Eukaryota; Metazoa; Chordata; Actinopteri; Elopiformes; Megalopidae
Product: integrin alpha-V-like
Exons: 30
Coding region: 469-3597 (1042 amino acids)
Biological process (GO): cell-matrix adhesion; angiogenesis; cell adhesion mediated by integrin
Cellular component (GO): external side of plasma membrane; integrin complex
Molecular function (GO): integrin binding
Source: RefSeq, a predicted model, not a curated record